This is a messenger RNA of Mycena indigotica, 3219 nucleotides long. Its product is annotated as FACT complex subunit SPT16. Gene Ontology annotation, molecular function: nucleosome binding. The coding region runs from base 13 to 3219 and encodes 1068 amino acids. Gene Ontology annotation, cellular component: FACT complex. NCBI's taxonomy places the organism in Eukaryota, Fungi, Basidiomycota, Agaricomycetes, Agaricales, Mycenaceae. Gene Ontology annotation, biological process: positive regulation of transcription elongation by RNA polymerase II; transcription elongation by RNA polymerase II. The record is from RefSeq and is a predicted model, not a curated record. The transcript is spliced from 17 exons.
CUUCCUUUCGCCAUGCUCGUGGAGCUGAACAAAACUGCAUUUCAAAGCAGAAUUCAAACUAUCUACCAAGGCUGGCGUAACGCGGCACAAAACGAAGAAUUGAGCUCAAUCGACGGCGUAGAUGCUCUUCUUCUUGUAGCUGGAGACCCGGCGCCUGAAGAUGAACCCGCGCGGAAAGGCACAGCGAUUCAACAAUGGCUCCUUGGAUAUGAAUUUCCCUCCACAUUAAUACUUUUUGCGGAAGACAAGAUCACUAUUCUCUGCUCAGCGUCUAAAGACGCGUUUUCACCACCAGCCAAAAUAUUGUCGCAAAUUCAAGGCUCGUCAGCUACGGUCCCGGUUGAAAUCAUUGCGCAGGCAAAAAGCAAAGAGCCCACCAACGACGCCUUCCCACGCUUCUUUUCCCUAUACGCGUCGAAAAAGCGUGUCGGAUCCCUGCCAAAGGAAGCCCACCGAGGGAAACUCAUCGAUGAAUGGAAAAAAGCACUCGCAGACGCGCAGGAAAAGCCGGAAGUUGUCGAAAUGAGUCCAGCGUUUUCAGCAUUUAUGGCAGUCAAGGACGAGGAAGAAUUGAAAUGCCUUCAACUCGCUAGCGUUCUAACCUCAACGUUAUUGAAACACUAUGUCGCCGACAAGCUAGAGUCGAUUCUGGACAAGGAGUCCAAAAUUUCUCACGAACUUCUCGCCGCUCAGAUUGAAGCAAGGUUAGGCACCGGGGAAGGAGAUAAUGCAAAGCCCCCAGAUGCCAAGGUCUGGAGUAAGGGUAAAGGCUUGAGUGAUAUUGAUUGGCCAUUAGUCGAAUUUUGUUACCCGCCCAUAAUCAUCUCCCGCUCUAGCAGCACCGGCUACGAUCUACGAUAUACCGCCGAAUCAUCAGCUGACAACAUUUCACACAAGGGCGUGCUACUGGUCGCUUUUGGCCUUCGUUACAAGUCAUACUGUGCCAAUGUCGGACGAACAUUUAUCGUUGAUCCCACUCCGGAACAAGAGGCACAAUACAACCUGCUGCUUUCGUUGCAGCAAGAGCUACUGUCGAAGAUCAAGCACGGAAUUUCUGCUCAGAGUGCAUAUGAGGCCGCACUUGCCUUCGUCAAGGAGAAGAACCCCGAACUCGAAAAACAUUUCCAGAAGAAUAUCGGAUUCGUCACCGGCAUUGAGUUUCGGGAUUCUGCCUACUUGCUCAAUUCCAAGAAUGGCAAAGUGCUGAAAGAGAACAUGGUGAUCAGUCUUGGUCUGGGCUUUACCGAUCUUGUUGACGCCAGCGGCAAAAAAUAUGCUCUGCAGCUUGUUGACACAAUCAAGGUUGAAUCCUCCAAGUCUACACUUCUCACCGAUGGGACCCGCUCGGUCAAGGACACAAUGUUUUUCCUGACACCAGAGGACGAAGUUGAAGAGAAACCGAGGAAGAAGGCACCUACAGUUCCUCGUUCGCCUGUCAAGAAGACGGCUGGUGGCAAAGUUCUUCGGAAUCAACCUCGCCGAACCCAGGAUGAAGUGCACCAGAGUGCUGCUGCGAAACUAGCCGAACAUCAGAGAGAAAUUCACCGCGAACUUCAGACUCGGGGUCUGGCCAAAUUUUCAGAGGAAGGUGCAGCACAGGAAGGAAAAGAAGGCAAGGGCUGGAAAAAGUUUCAAAGCUACAAGGGCGAAGGAGGACUGCCCCCAGAGGUUGAACGUCUGCGGAUUUUCGUUGAUCGCAAAGGUCAAUCAGUUAUUUUGCCCAUCAACGGCUUCGCAGUGCCCUUCCAUAUCAACACAAUCAAGAAUGCGAGCAAAAACGACGAGGGAGAAUACACAUAUCUUCGUGUCAACUUCCAGACCCCUGGUCAAUUGGCAGGCAAGAAGGAAGACACGCCCUUUGAGGAUCCCGAUGCAACCUUUGUUCGAUCCGUCGUCUUCCGUUCGCCCGAUAAUCACCGCUUCGACAAUAUCUACAAGCAGAUUACAGAACUCAAAAAAGAGGCCAAUAAGCGGGAGCAGCAAAAGAAAGAGAUGGCCGAUGUUAUCGAACAAGACAAUCUCAUUGAAGUCAAGGCCCGAAGACCAGCCAAACUACCAGAAGCAUUUAUUCGACCAGCACUUGAUGGUAAACGACUAGCAGGCGAAGUUGAGAUCCACCAGAACGGUGUUCGAUACCUUUCACCCAAUGGCCAGAAAGUCGACGUGUUGUUCAGCAACGUCAAGCACCUCUUCUUCCAGCCUUGCGAUCAUGAACUCCUGGCCAUCAUCCAUUUCCAUCUGAAGGCGCCGAUUAUGAUUGGUAAGAAGAAGACCCACGACGUCCAAUUUGUUCGCGAAGCCACAGAUGCCCAAUUUGACGAGACUGGUAAUCGAAAGCGGAAACACCGAUACGGCGACGAGGACGAAAUUGAACAAGAGCAUCAAGAGCGAAAGCGUCGACAAGCGCUGAAUAACGAGAUGCAGAGUUUCUCCAAAAAGAUUUCAGAUGCUGCUGGUACCUCGGGUGGCGACCCACUUGAAGUGGACCUCCCAUACCGAGAUCUGUCCUUCGAGGGCGUCCCCCACCGAACCAGUGUCCGCCUACAACCGACUACUGAAUGUCUAGUGCAUUUGACCGAUCCCCCAUUCCUGGUUGUGACAUUGUCCGAAAUCGAAAUUGCAUCGCUGGAGCGUGUUCAAUAUAACCUGAAGCAGUUUGAUCUCUGCUUCAUCAUGAAGGACUUCACUAAGCCGCCUCUCCACAUCAACUCCAUCCAGAGCGGUCAGAUGGACGACGUCAAGAUUUGGUUGGAUUCGGUCGACAUUCCCAUGACGGAAAGCCCAGUCAACUUCAAUUGGGGACCUAUCAUGAAAACCAUUAACGAGGACCCACACGGUUUCUUCCAAAAUGGCGGUUGGACCUUCCUUGGAAGAGGAAAUGGGGCUGAUAGCGACCAUUCUGACGAUGGUUCUGAAACUGAGUCUGAAUUCGAAGCUGAUUCCGAGGAAAUGAAGGAGGUUGAGAGCACGGACGAUGAGAGUGCCUAUGGGAACUCUGGAGGAAGCGACGAAAGUGGAUCUGACUUUGGUGGCGGUUCCGAUGAGAGCGAAGGCGAAGACUGGGAUGAAUUGGAGCGCAAGGCUGCCAAAUCGGACCUGAAAAGAGCUGAAGGCCUCAAAAAGACAGGCUCGGACGAUUCCGACUCGGAUAGACCCAAGAAGAAAAAAGCCAGCAAGCCUAACGGAAAACCGAAUGGGAAAGUUAAGGGCAAGCGGUAG